Messenger RNA from Aquila chrysaetos chrysaetos, 582 nucleotides. RefSeq names its product prefoldin subunit 1 (gene PFDN1). Gene Ontology annotation, molecular function: protein folding chaperone. The coding region runs from base 22 to 450 and encodes 142 amino acids. Gene Ontology annotation, cellular component: cytoplasm; prefoldin complex. The record is from RefSeq and is a predicted model, not a curated record. NCBI's taxonomy places the organism in Eukaryota, Metazoa, Chordata, Aves, Accipitriformes, Accipitridae. The transcript has 4 exons. Gene Ontology annotation, biological process: protein folding.
AACCCGCCCCCCCCCCCGCGCAUGCGCAGCAGGACGCGGUGCCGGCGCUCCCCCACCGCGCAGGCGCCCUGUGGAGACAAGAUGGCGGCGCCCGUAGACCUGGAGCUGAAGAAGGCCUUCACCGAGCUGCAGGCCAAGGUGAUAGACACACAGCAGAAGGUGAAACUGGCCGACAUCCAGAUCGAGCAGCUGAGCAAGACGAAGAAGCACGCCCACCUCACCGACACGGAGGUCAUGAUGCUGGUGGAUGAGACCCGCAUGUACGAGGGCGUGGGGAGGAUGUUUAUUCUUCAGUCUAAAGGAGUGAUUCAUAAUCAGCUCUUAGAAAAACAGAGAAUAGCUGAAGAGAAAAUUAAGGAAUUAGAGCAGAAGAAGUCGUACCUGGAGCGGAGUGUGAAGGAAGCAGAAGAUAACAUCCGGGAAAUGCUGAUGGCCCGAAGGGCACAGUAGCUGUGCAGUUUCCCCCAGGCCUCCUGCAACACCUUCUGGGUGGUUUGGGGCAGCCCUGCCUGUGUGCUGCUCACCACCGCCCAGCUGCACAAGCUCCGUUCUGUGGCGGUUUCAAUAAAAUUCUGCUGCGAA